Molecule: messenger RNA, 327 nt
Organism: Helobdella robusta
Lineage: Eukaryota; Metazoa; Annelida; Clitellata; Rhynchobdellida; Glossiphoniidae
Exons: 3
Coding region: 1-327 (108 amino acids)
Source: RefSeq, a predicted model, not a curated record
AUGCGCUCUGACUUGACGCUAUGUCCAGCGCUAUCUAUUAUUGCCAGUGCUCUCUGCAGUCUUUUCAUCUACCACUUACAAGCUAAGGAGUUUCUCUCAGAAAAUGUUUUCAACAGCUCAUUAACGAAGCUAAUUAUCGUCAGGAUAUUAGCCAAAAGAGAAUUCUAUGUACAUAUAAUAACCAUGCGAGGGAAGGCAAAUGAUUGCUCCAUGUCGAUGGCGCAAAACAGAUGCAAAAAACAUUGGAAGGAUGUGAAGGCAGGUCAGUCCUAUGCAAACUUUCUCAAGUAUCCGUCGCUCGAAAGUUUCGAAGCCAUUUGCAAGUAG